This is a messenger RNA of Syngnathoides biaculeatus (alligator pipefish), 2121 nucleotides long. RefSeq names its product nocturnin b (gene noctb). NCBI's taxonomy places the organism in Eukaryota, Metazoa, Chordata, Actinopteri, Syngnathiformes, Syngnathidae. Gene Ontology annotation, biological process: circadian rhythm. Bases 662 to 1852 code for a protein of 396 amino acids. The record is from RefSeq and is a predicted model, not a curated record. The transcript has 5 exons. Gene Ontology annotation, molecular function: poly(A)-specific ribonuclease activity.
AAGAAUUAAGUACAUUUAUAACAUGUAUGGGACACACCUUUCGGAUUACAGGAAAGAGCUUGUAGGAGUUCUCGAAUCAUUCUAUUAUGCAGAAGUGUGUUUGUUCUAUUUUGGUGCCAUUUAGUCUUCCCAAAAAGUGCUGUACUUGUCACCUCGCGGUGGAAAUGUACAAUGCGAGAAAUGACUCUUGCGAAACAAAAACAAGAAGGCGUUGCCACGUGAUGUAAUAAGAAGUCGUUGUUUAACGCACGCAUUCCUACACGUUGCACACCCUUGACAGCAGAACAAUCGGAGGUAUAUAUUCUUGAAAUGAUGUGAUUUACACCCAUGUUUAUUUUCUCUUAAGCACAUAGCAGCCAAGGGGCACACAAUCGUUAAGUGUGCCAUUGUGUGUGUGAGCGUCCGGGUGUUGCGAGAGAACAGCAGCAGUGUGCUCACACACCGCCUCACCAGCACACGACCUCGCACGCUCCUUGUGGGCCGGAUGACGUCUCUCGGUUUCCUAAUCUGUCUCCCGCCCUCCGAGGCUUUAUACGCCGCAGUAAUGAGCGAAGCGGCUAAGUGAUAUAUCUGCUUACACUCGCGGACGUCACAUCGGCUUUUAUCUUCGACUCCCGGCAGCCUGGCGAAUUGAACAAUCGAGCACAAAGUGGACGUAGUGAUGGAGACAAUGACUUACCCAAUGGGUGGCGGGGCCACCAAGCUGUACAGCGCCUUGGCUCACACCCUCAGCAGCAGUGGCGGCAGCAGCCGUCGUGUCCCCCUCCCUCUGACCCACUUGGACCCCUACCAGCCAGCGGACACAAUCUUGGAUCCUGAUUUCUGCCAGGAGGAGCAAAAGGGGUCCAGUUUGAGUCCCCUCGAUCCAGCCCAGGUUCUGCAGCAGUGCGAGGAGGCCCUUAGCGAUCGACCGGCGCGAUUCCGCAGAACUUUCAUUCGACCCUCGAAUGGCAAUGGCGACACCAUUCGGGUGAUGCAGUGGAACAUUCUGGCCCAAGCUCUCGGUGAAGGACUUGACAGUUUUGUGCUGUGCCCUCCGGAGGCCCUCACCUGGUUGCGAAGGAAGUACCUCAUCCUAGACGAGAUCCUCACCUACCGACCUCACAUCCUGUGCAUGCAGGAAGUGGACCACUACUUUGACACCCUGCAGCCGGUUCUGGCCCGUCUGGGUUACAGCAGCAGGUUCUGUCCCAAACCUUGGUCGCCGUGUCUGGACGUCGAGGGCAACAACGGCCCUGAUGGCUGUGCGCUUUUCUUUGAUGAGUCGCGUUUUGAGUUUUUGGAAUGCGUCAGCUUGCAACUCUCUGCAAUGAUGAUUCCGACUAAUCAGGUCGCUUUGGUGAUGAUGCUGCGUUGUCGAAGCACAGGCAGAUGCGUGUGCGUAGCCGUCACCCACCUAAAGGCCCGCUCCGGCUGGGAGUGGCUCCGCAGCGCCCAGGGCUCGGACCUCCUUCGUCAAGUCCAGAACGUGGUCCAGAAGCACGCGGUCAGAAUAUCGGCGGGCUCGGGUUCCCAGAUCCCUCUGAUCAUAUGCGGGGAUUUCAACGCAGUCCCAAAUGAGGAGGUGUACUGUCGUUUUGUCACGUCUCCUCUUGGCUUGGACUCGGCUUAUAAGAAACUCAGCAAAGAUUGUUCUUCAGAGCCGCGGUAUACGACAUGGAAGAUUCGCCCUACGGGGGAAUGCUGCACCACUCUGGACUACAUUUGGUACACUACGGACACUCUGAAGGUGGCCGCCGUCUUGGAUAUGCCCUCGGAGAAAGAGAUUGGACCCAACAGGCUUCCAUCCUUCAGCUAUCCUUCAGACCACCUUUCUCUAGUUUGUGAUUUCAGCUUUAAGGAGCACGAGUGAUUCGGUGGACAACGUGCAAUAUCAUAGUGGGCCUGGGAACCUGUCCAACACCAACAACGAGGAAGAAAAGCAACCAAAUCUUGGAACUACGCGGAAACAUUUUCUAACCUUUGAACGUUGACAUUUCUUGCAAGAGCUUCCAGCGCUCUACCGUCAAGUGUGCUCUGAUGGACAAAUGUGCGCACUAAAUCCUGACAGAAUUUGACUGAUACUCUACCACAUUGUUAAGUGAACUGACUGUAAUAAACAAUUUUGUGAUCAUUUUUUUU